AUGAAUAAAGAAGAAGCUGAUAAAGCUUUUGAAGUUUUUUCUGAAGACCUUUUUUUUGUUUCAGGAAUGAAAAUUUCUAAAGAAAUUAUACAUUCUCUGACACCUGUUACUGGUUUAAAAUUUGAAUUUUUUAACGGUUCUACUACUUAUUCCUCCAAUGAUUCUAUCACUUAUUCUUCUAAUAGUUCUAUCACUUAUUCCUUUAAUGCUCAAGCUGAAGCUGAAAUAUCUAUUAACACUAAUUCUCCAGCUCAGAUUGAGUUUAUUAACACUGAUCCUUCAGUUUAG
Messenger RNA from Funneliformis mosseae, 288 nucleotides. NCBI's taxonomy places the organism in Eukaryota, Fungi, Glomeromycota, Glomeromycetes, Glomerales, Glomeraceae. The record is from the annotation of a GenBank genome assembly.